This is a messenger RNA of Cervus elaphus (red deer), 585 nucleotides long. RefSeq names its product myosin light chain 5 (gene MYL5). Gene Ontology annotation, cellular component: cytoplasm. Lineage: Eukaryota; Metazoa; Chordata; Mammalia; Artiodactyla; Cervidae. Gene Ontology annotation, molecular function: calcium ion binding. The record is from RefSeq and is a predicted model, not a curated record.
AUGCGCCGUCCACAGCUCGAGGACGCCGAGUGCCGACCCCUGGCGGCCGGAGGGCGAACGGCGCGCGCGCCCGCCCGGGUGACGUCAUCAGGCACGGCGCGCGCGCCCGCCCGGGUGACGUCAUCAGGCGCGGCGCGCGGCGGAUUCCGCAUGUGCAGUGGCCGGCAGCGAGCCCAGACACCUCGGGUACAAAUAUUUGAAAAGUACAAGAUCAAAGUCAAGGAUGACAAGCUGGAUGCCACGUUCAAGGAGGCCUCGGGGCCCAUCAACUUCACCAUGUUCCUGAACGUGUUUGGGGAGAAGCUGAGUGGCAUGGAUCCUGAGGAGACUGUCCUCAGCGCAUUCAAGAUGCUGGACCCUGCUGGCAAGGGCAGCGCCAACAAGGACUCGUGAGCGGGGCAGCUCGUGUCCCAGGCCAACAACAUGACUGCUGAAGAGGUCGACCAGAUGUUCCAGUUCUCCACCAGCAAUGCCACAGGCACUGACUACAAGGUGCUGGGCCAUGUGCUCACUCAUGGGGAGAGGAGUAAGGGGCACCUCCGCCCCACGGGACUGUGACCAGUUGAAUAAACGUAAACCCACAAA